GUGUGAUCACUCAGAGAAUCAAGAGCUCUUUACUAAAACCGAACCUCUCACCCUUACCAGUGGAAAUUUUCCGUUGGUGGGGGUGUUCAGGGGACCACUUUUUUUCCCCCUUUUUUUUUCCCGGAGAGGAAGGGUGAUGCUGUUCUUCGUUCACUGGGAAUGUAUUGACUGAGGAUCCAACUCUCAGCCUUCCAGCUGGACCCUGCUGCUGCUCUGCUCACUGUGUGGGGUUUAAACCAGGACAUAAACACACCUGACAGCUGAGAGUUCUCCUUGGCUGCUGUUUAACCACAGCUCUAAUAAAACCAUGAGGAUCUUCCUCUUGCUUUGCCUGCUGGCGCUAGGCAAUGCCAAACCCUACCAACCAAUCAAUGUUAUGGACUACCUGAAAAACUAUGACACAAAAAUCCAUGAAAUCAUGAUGUCGGAUUCAAAUGAUGAUGACGAUGAUGACGAGGAGGACGAUGAUGAUGACGACGAUUACGAUGAUGAGGACUGUCCAGCUCAUUGCCAUUGCUCACCCAGAGUGGUGCAGUGCUCUGACCAGGGUCUGAUAUCUGUUCCUGAUAAGAUUCCAGAAGACACAGUGAUGGUUGAUCUCCAAAACAAUGAUAUCACUGAAAUCCAGCAGGAUGACUUUAAAGGCCUCAACAAGCUUUAUGGCCUGUUUCUGAUCAACAACAAGAUCUCUAGGAUUCAUCCAAAGGCCUUCAAAAACAUGGACAAUCUCAGACUGCUGUAUCUGUCCUACAACCUGCUGAUUGAGAUCCCUGCAAAUUUGCCUCCCAAUGUCAUUGAACUCCGCUUUCAUGAAAACCAGAUCGACAGAAUUCAGAAGGAUGCAUUUAAGGGCUUGAGGAAACUUCAUGUGUUGGAGCUGGGGGCCAACCCUCUGGCCAACAGUGGAAUUGAGAUAGGAGCUUUUAAUGGCCUGUCGACUCUGUAUAUCGGUAUAGCGGAAGCCAAACUAACUUCCAUACCAAAAGAUUUCCCAUCCUCCAUUACAGAACUGAGUCUGGACUACAACAAGAUCUCUAAGGUGGAAAUAGAAGACUUCAUCAGAUAUAAAAACUUGCAGAGGCUAGGACUAGCUUUUAACCAGAUCAAGUAUGUAGAAAAUGGCAGCCUUGCCAACACCCCGAAAAUCCGUGAGAUCUACCUGGACAACAACCGUAUGAGAAAGGUCCCGCCUGGCCUUAGUUCCCUGCGCUACCUACAGGUAAUUUUCCUCCAUGGCAACAAAAUCAGCAGUGUGGGAAUCAACGACUUCUGUCCCAUCAGGGACGACAGCAAGAAGAACCUGUACACUGGCAUCAGUCUCUUUGCCAACCCUGUUAAAUACUGGGCCAUACAGCCGGCAACCUUUCGCUGUGUGACCGGACGGAGGGGUGUUCAGCUCGGAAACUUCAGAAAGUAGCGUGGAAGGAAAUGAUAGCUCAUAAAUGAAGAAGAAAUGCCUCUUGAUAAAAUAAGGACAUAGCUGGAAAUAAUUCUAAUAGGCUAAAAACAGAUUAAACUGUCCUAUUAAAGGGUUAACUGUUCAAAAAACAAACAAACUAGAAAGAUGUAUAUUUGAACCUGUAGCACACGGGGAAUGCAAGUACCAUUUACACCCUGAUGAAGAUGAAAAUGAUAUCAUAAGCUAUAACACUAGGAAAUGUUUUUAGCAGCUACAAACAUCAUGAAAUAGAAGGAUGUCACAGAACGAACAGCAUUACAAUCAAAUCUUAAACAAAACAAGAGCCCUGCUCACCUUUGUAAGGUGCAUGAUAGGAUGUUUAGCUUUUGCCUUAUAACUUUUAUUCUUUCUUAGGAAUAAAGCGCCUCCCUCUGGUCACUUUUUGAGCAAAAUUACCCAAUGAUAUGAGUGGUAUUACAUCCUGUACAUGUAUUGUUUAAAGAAAGGAGAUUCUUUUUUUUUCUUAUUAUUUUCUUUCUAGUUUUAAAACCGUAAGCAUUGUUUAAUGAGAUGUAGAGUAGAAAAGUGUUUAAGUCUUUGUAAUACUUACAAAAACUUUAUUUGUAUUAUGAAGCCUUUUUUUUUUCAAAUUAGAUGUUGUAAUUAUCGUAGAAGAGUCACUAGAGGCCACUAACAGGAGCUGAACAGCUACACCUAUACUGAAAUAUCUUUUUCUUCCAGCAGAAGUCUGUACGGUCAGUGGUGUUGGCAUUAUGAAGUGCACUUUGCACACAGUGAUGAAGUGUCACUUUGAAGCCCCAUGUCUGUGGAUAUUUUACAUUAUCUCAAUGCAUGUUAGUUAUGUUUUUAUUUAGAAGCUGACAGCCUAAUGUCAGACUGGAUUAUACAUUGGUCUUGAUGCAAAUACGUCCUCUGCAGGACUGGGGAUAUACUGAUUACCUGUAACUAAUGUAUAAAUUUACCCCUGUUUAAGAGAACUAUAGCAUCCAUGUGAACUACAGUUAAUUUUAAAAUAAUAAGAUAGGAGGAUUCCUAAUCUGGAUAUCUGAGAACAUCUCAUGGUCAACCAUGUUCCUGUUUCUUCCAAUGGUCUCUGAUCUGAAAUGGUGCUAUAUUUAUUGAGGAUGUCGCUAAAUAAAA
Molecule: messenger RNA, 2560 nt
Organism: Pelmatolapia mariae (spotted tilapia)
Lineage: Eukaryota; Metazoa; Chordata; Actinopteri; Cichliformes; Cichlidae
Gene: aspn
Product: asporin (LRR class 1)
Exons: 8
Coding region: 308-1417 (369 amino acids)
Molecular function (GO): protein binding
Source: RefSeq, a predicted model, not a curated record